Messenger RNA from Didymosphaeria variabile, 1110 nucleotides. RefSeq lists its product as uncharacterized. Gene Ontology annotation, molecular function: polygalacturonase activity. Gene Ontology annotation, biological process: pectin catabolic process. The record is from RefSeq and is a predicted model, not a curated record. The coding region runs from base 1 to 1110 and encodes 369 amino acids. Gene Ontology annotation, cellular component: extracellular region. Lineage: Eukaryota; Fungi; Ascomycota; Dothideomycetes; Pleosporales; Didymosphaeriaceae. The transcript has 3 exons.
AUGUUCCAGAUCGUCUUGACAGCAGCUACGUUUGCUGGUGUCGCAGUAGCGGCGACGAAUAGCUCUUGUAUCGUAACUCAGUAUGCGGACGUGAAUGCGACAGUUGCGUCGUGUACCGACAUUACGCUUUCGAACAUCCUUGUUCCCAGCGGCCAAACGCUUGAUUUGACAAAACUCAAGACUGGCGCCACUGUGACUUUCGCGGGCAAGACAUCUUUCGAGUAUUAUGACGGCAACAUCGACCUCAUCAAAGUAGCCGGUACAGACAUUACCAUCACCGCCGAACCGGAUGCCAUAAUCGAUGGAAAUGGCCAGGAAUGGUGGGACGGCCUAGGUUCAAACGGUGGCAUCUCUAAGCCAAACCACUUCAUCACCGUCAGCAAGGCGAACGGCGCUUCCACUAUCAAAGACUUGUACAUUCAGAAUUGGCCGGUGCACUGUUUCUCCAUCUCUAACUGCAACGGCCUCAGCAUCUACAACAUCACGCUGAACAACACCGCCGGCGAUGCACCAAACAACCGCUCUGACGGCCUGCCAGCAGCUCACAACUCGGAUGGUUUUGAUCUAUCGUCGUGCAACAAUGUUACUCUUCGCGACUCCUGGGUUCGUAACCAGGACGACUGCGUGGCCGUGACAUCGGGCGACAACAUCACCGUACGAAACAUGUACUGUGACGGCGGCCACGGACUCAGCAUCGGCAGCGUAGGCGGCAAGUCUAACAACAACGUCACCAACAUCCUCUUUGAAGACAGCAAGGUGCUCAACAACCAGAAUGGCGCGCGUAUCAAGACGAACUCGGAGACCACUGGUUACAUCGCGGGAAUUACAUACCGCAACAUCGAGCUGGUCAACAUCUCCACGUAUGGUAUCGAUAUACAGCAGGAUUACCUGAACGGUGGCCCAACGGGUGAGCCGACCAACGGUGUGAUCAUCAAGAACAUCACCAUGGAGAACAUCCAUGGUACGGUGACGGGCGACGCGAAGGAUUACUAUAUCCUCUGUGGUGAUGGGUCGUGCUCGGAUUUCACGUUCAACAACAUUAGCAUUACCGGGGGAACGAACAGCAGCUGCAACUUCCAUCCCGAAGGCGACUUCACAUGCCAAGAGUAG